This is a messenger RNA of Microdochium trichocladiopsis, 783 nucleotides long. RefSeq lists its product as uncharacterized. Lineage: Eukaryota; Fungi; Ascomycota; Sordariomycetes; Xylariales; Microdochiaceae. The record is from RefSeq and is a predicted model, not a curated record. The transcript is spliced from 2 exons. The annotation marks the transcript as partial.
CUUCAUCGCAAGUGACUCGGCAAUGGACUGCGCGUCGACUCGAAGAAUCCAGGGAUGGCGAUGUCGUCUUGAAUCUUUGUUGGACUUCCGCAGGCAAGCGGAAAACACGUGGCGGGGGCAUAUCCACCUGCACCCUUGUAUACCGCCGACAAUCUUUGCUGGCAACAAGCACUGUACAAUUGCUGUGCAAGGGAGCGACUGGGGCAACCAUGGGCUUCAACAUAUUCUUGAAUGCCUUCCACAGAAUGGAGGGGACGCCUUUGGCCUCGGUCUAAUGGGACGCGGACGUGGUCAAAUGCUCCAUGAAGGAACGAGCCACCACCAGCUCGCAAUCUCUCUGAAUGCCCCGAGGGCCCCCGCUCCGCUCCGGUAUUUCGGGGGAGGUCAGGACGAGCCUCGGAAGACAAGACCUCCUUCGCACUCAGGUCAGGGUGCUAGAUACGAGCCACCCCGGGCAUCCGUCCCAUUGGUCGAACAACUUGGACUAAGCUGACUCUGAUGGCGUCAAAAUAGACCAAUAGAAUCAUUGGCAGGUCAACAGCAUCCAUGAUCAAUUGAACCACGUCAAUACCUAUCCACGUUUUGUGUGUGUUGUCAGCGGGCCACUCCUAUCUACCUACUAACCCGCCGAUUCCUGCAUGGGGACCCUGAUGAUAUUUCCACGUUGAAGGUGGAGGUUGCAUACUGGCACUGUUCUACUGACUUUUGCCUCACAGCUUAUAUCUCCCAGAUCAAGCCUGUGUGGUUGCAAUAUAGGACUGUUCAUGCAAGCGUGGCGGCGAC